AUGGCUACCAGGUUUUCAAUAUCUUACUUAGAAGUAUUACGAUCAAAUAAAACUGUUUCAUCCUACAUAGAUCAAGAAUAUACCAGUAUUAAUAAUCAUGUUGGUAAGAGUAGUAAUGGCACUUAUGGAGGUAGGAAGAGGAUGUCAUAUGGAUCAAUUAACAAUGAUAGUCGAUCAUUAUCACUUUCAAAUAAUUUGGAAACAAGAGGAGAACUGGAAGAACUGGAAGAACUGGAAGAUUCAGCAAUAGAUAAUUCAUAUUCAUUGUUUCACAAGGUUGUUGAGGAUAUGGUAAUACCUAAAGUUGUUGAUAAUAUUGGUAAUAAAGUGACAAAAAUGUCAAUGAUUUUAUUGGAUGGUUAUGAUUGUUACUAUACAACUAUGUCGAGUACCAAUUCUUCUUUCCCUAGUAAUAGCAGUAACAACGAUGAUGUUCUAAUUGUUUGUUUCAUUAAAUUAGAUAUCCCAAAGAUUUUACCUAUUAGAGUGUUAAGUGAAUUAAAACAACAACCUUUUGAUGAAAUCGAAUCAAAUAUUGAAUUAAGAGUCCAAAUUGGUAAUAUUUUAGACAAAUUUCAUGAAGAAUUGAUUAAUUAUAGAAAUGAAAAUUUACAAAAUAAUAGCAAUCAUACUUCAAUUGCUGAAAAUAAGACAACUAAUUUGGAUGACGAUAUACAAGAUGUGAUAAAGUUAAUGAAUGAUAAUAUUGAUAAAUUUUUAGAAAGGCAAGAACGGGUUUCUUUAUUAGUAGAUAAGACAACUAAAUUAAAUAGUACAUCACAUAACUUUAAGAGAAAAGCAACUAGAAUUAAAGAUAGGUUAUGGUGGCAAAGAAUGAGAAAUUCAAUACUUUUAAUAUUCGCAAUUAUACUAUGUUUAAGUGUACUAUUCAUAUUUAUUUAUGUUUUAUAA
This is a messenger RNA of Arxiozyma heterogenica, 912 nucleotides long. RefSeq names its product Nyv1p (gene NYV1). Gene Ontology annotation, cellular component: membrane. Gene Ontology annotation, biological process: vesicle-mediated transport. Bases 1 to 912 code for a protein of 303 amino acids. The transcript has a single exon. NCBI's taxonomy places the organism in Eukaryota, Fungi, Ascomycota, Saccharomycetes, Saccharomycetales, Saccharomycetaceae. The record is from RefSeq and is a predicted model, not a curated record.